Molecule: messenger RNA, 1062 nt
Organism: Soboliphyme baturini
Lineage: Eukaryota; Metazoa; Nematoda; Enoplea; Dioctophymatida; Soboliphymatidae
Source: the annotation of a GenBank genome assembly
AUGCUAGCAGCUAUUCUGUCUGUUCGCAGUGACGGAGGGGGGAAGGUGUCAGAGCCAUGGGGCAAUGAACAGACAGGUGUUUCGGCUCGUGAUAGCCUUCUGCAUUGGGCUCAGCGGGUCACCAGCGGCUAUCCUGGUGUCAAUGUGAAAAACUUCACGACCAGUUGGAGAGAUGGCUUGGCUUUCAACGCCAUUCUUCAUCGAUACCGACCCGAUCUGGUCAAUUGGCGAGAAGUCCGAAAUCGGAUGAAUGCAAGGCAACGACUGGAACAUGCUUUCAGAAUCGCAGAAAACGAGUUCGGCGUCACCAAGCUGCUUGACCCUGAAGACGUCGAUGUACCCGUGCCUGACGAAAAAUCAUUAAUCACGUACAUAUCUUCGUUAUACGAUGCCCUUCCAGAAUACUUCGGAACCACAAACUACGAAAAUGACAUAAGCGAGUAUACGUCUGCCGCUCGAGAUUUUCUGCAGUGGAUGCAGCGGACGAUCCAGAAUCUUCAGGAUCGUUCAGUGCCAUUCAGUGGUCCCGAAAUUAAGAGGCUACAAGCAGAAAUGGAACUGUUUAAGAACGAGGACUUGCCUUCAAAACUGAAGGAGAAGCAGCGCCUUGAAAGAGUAUACCGCGAACUCUAUGAAUUGUUUGCCGAAACGGAUUUCUUCGAUAUCGACGACGAAUUGAGCAGCGAAAAUCUCGAUCGGUGUUGGAAGAUGCUGUUGAACGUAUUGAACGAGCGCGAGAUCGCCAUGACCAACGCGUCCGCACAGGAGGUGACCAUGCAGAAGUUGAUUGACCAACUGCACCAGGCGGUCGGCGUGUUGAACGAGCGACUGGAUGUCAUCCUACAGCAGAUCGAAGACGUGUCUGCGCGUGGCAACGCGAUGAACUCCGCCGACCUUCAGCGCACCAUCAACGACAUCGUCGAGCAGUUGAACGAACUGGAGGUGCCGAUCGAAAAUCUUUUCCAGGACGUCGAGACCCUAAAAACAGCGCGUCAUCCACAGGCCUCAGAAUACUACAAACAAUUUGGAAAAGGAUUGGUCAAAGGUCUUAAAAUUAACUAA